Mercenaria mercenaria is the source of this 2474-nucleotide messenger RNA. RefSeq names its product fibropellin-1-like. Gene Ontology annotation, cellular component: protein-containing complex; plasma membrane. Lineage: Eukaryota; Metazoa; Mollusca; Bivalvia; Venerida; Veneridae. The record is from RefSeq and is a predicted model, not a curated record. The coding region runs from base 162 to 2252 and encodes 696 amino acids. The transcript is spliced from 18 exons. Gene Ontology annotation, molecular function: calcium ion binding. Gene Ontology annotation, biological process: heterophilic cell-cell adhesion; establishment or maintenance of epithelial cell apical/basal polarity.
CAGACUUUGAGCAUUUAGGGCGUGUUGUGUCUUAGUGGCAACGAUCAAAACCAUACAAUGAUACAUACAGAUUGCAGAUGGUCAUGUUUUCAGAUAUGGAGCAUAUCGAAUGUGGUUACCAUGGAAACAUACAUCUACAUCUGGGAAAAAUGGUAAAAUGAAUGAACGACGUUCAGAUGUACUGUGUUAUAUAUACAGCAGAUAUGGAGCAACAACUUCAUGAAGGAAUCUACUACCGGGUUUCUAUAUCACUGAGUAUUGUUAUCAUAACUCUGUCAGUAUCUGAGAUUUUCUUGUGUGUCCAUGGGUCAGAUGGAAAUGCGAUACCUAAUCAAACUCUGAACAACGUGAGCAUUGAGUGCCGACCAAAUUUUUGUUAUAACGGGGCGACAUGUGAUGGAACUAUUGGGUCGUAUACAUGUACCUGCCCAGUGGGAUUUACUGGAUUAAGAUGCGAAACAGAUAUCGACGAGUGUUCACCCAUUCCCUGUAAGAACGGUGGUCAAUGUUACCAUGGUGUUGACGAGUUCUGGUGCGACUGUAAUGAAGGGUUUACUGGGGACAGAUGUCAAACAGAUAUAAAUGAAUGUGCCUCGAAGCCUUGUUUCAAUGGUGGCAGGUGUGUCGAUGGUUGCAAUCUAUAUUCGUGCAUUUGUAAAAAUGGCUAUAGUGGACCGCAGUGUCAAACCGAAAUAGAUGAAUGUAUUUCCAAUCCAUGCCUUAACGGGGGUUCCUGUACAGAUGUUAUCGAUGGAUUCUCCUGUAAAUGCAAGAAGGGUUACAAAGGAAUCUGGUGUCAAGAUGUAGAUAUGUGUGCAUCUAACCCAUGUCCCUCGAACUCAAAGUGUGUGCAAGGUAUCAACAAGUACAAGUGUCAAUGUGAUGCGGGAUAUAAUGGAAGAAACUGCAAAAACAAUAUAGACGAAUGCUCCUCGGACCCGUGCAAAAAUGGCGGGAGCUGUGUGGAUGGUAUUGACAGAUUUACCUGUAAAUGUAGGAAAGGGUUCACAGGGAAAUUUUGUCAAACAGACGUGGAUGAAUGCGCGUCAAACCCGUGCAAGAACGGAGCGGAAUGUGUACAAGGUAUCAAUAAAUUUAGAUGCAACUGUGCCUCUGGAUUUACCGGGGAACUGUGUGAGACAGAUCUCGAUUUAGAUAUAGAUGAAUGUGCCUCUAAUCCGUGUUCUAAAGGAGCAAUAUGUAUAGACGGAAGAAAUCAAUACUCGUGUGUGUGUGAGAAGGGAUAUACGGGCGAUAAGUGUCAGACAGAAACCGAUGAAUGCGCAUCAGAUCCGUGUACAAAUGGCGGUAAAUGUGUAGAUGGAAUUAAUACAUACAGGUGCGCGUGCAAGGAGGGUUAUACCGGAGGAAGAUGCCAGGAGAUUGACGAGUGCGCUUCGAAUCCAUGCCAAAAUGGCGGCGAAUGUAUGGACGGACUGGAUAAAUUCAGAUGUAAAUGUCCGCCAGGUUUCAAGGGAAAGACAUGCGCAAUAGACAUUGACGAGUGUGCUUCAGAUCCAUGUAUGAACGGAGCUAUCUGUGUACAGGACAUCAAUAAGUUCACGUGCAUCUGUGACGCAGGUUAUGAAGGAACAUGGUGUCAAAAAGAAAUAAAGUAUCCAGAGGCUGGUCACGUGACGUUUUUGAAAUCCCACGUCUUUGCGGUAUCGGCGUUUGCACUAGUCGUCAUUAUGGUGUUGAUUAAAUAUGUUAUCAAGCAGUCGUCAAAGAAGACCUUCAAUCCAUAUUCUGAUUGGUCAAGCAAAGAAGAAGAGAAAGAACCAAAACAAAAACCUAGUUUUUCAAGCUCUUCAAAAAAGAAGGAGAACACGCAUGCGCACUCCAGGCGACGCGCUGAGGAUCUGUUUGAUGAACGUUUCAGAGCCAAUCUGCAAAACAUGUUUACUGAUAGAUUACGACAGAUGACUCUUAACGCUAAAAGAAGAGAAGAAUAUAUGAAAGAAUUUGCGGAAAAGUUAGAACUUUUAGAACGUUUUCCUCACGUAAUUCUGCACUUUCAUAACAUACCUUGGCCGAGUAAGAGAGGUCAAGAGGAUGACAAAAAUGUACUCUUUGACGGUUUGAAUAGAUCAGAACCGGAGAGUAAAAAGUAUAUACGGGAACAACAAAUACGUUGGCAUCCAGAUAAAUUUCUGCAGAAGUUUGGGAAACACAUUAAUGAGGAAGAAAGGGAGACCAUCAUGGACAGAGUGACUGUGAUUUCGCAGGAUAUCAAUAGAAUGACUAGCUAACACAUUAUCAUAUACAGUCCAAAAACUGUAUAUUCAGAAAUAUUUGUUGUUUUGGAUUAUUUUUUGUUGUUGUUGUUUUCAGUUGGAAUCGUGCAUAAUUACAUCAACACUUUUCAAAUACCACGUCCGUUAGAAGGAUAAUAACUGGUUCCCUAAACGCUGAUAAUGCGAUGUUUACUAUAGGUUACCAUAAUUUGGGGUAUUUUAGACAUCGUUGAUAUA